Sesamum indicum (sesame) is the source of this 1793-nucleotide messenger RNA. RefSeq names its product RING-H2 finger protein ATL46. NCBI's taxonomy places the organism in Eukaryota, Viridiplantae, Streptophyta, Magnoliopsida, Lamiales, Pedaliaceae. The record is from RefSeq and is a predicted model, not a curated record. Gene Ontology annotation, molecular function: ubiquitin protein ligase binding.
ACACGAAAACUAGAAAGAAAAUAAGCAUCAUUAAUUCUUGAUUUUCUUUUUUAGUCUUAAUCUGUGUAUAUAUGUAGGACCCAUAAAAGAUGACAGCCCCAUAGUUUUGAGUGUAAACUUUUCUUGCCCCUUUGGGCCUUAAAAUCCGUUCCAAGAAGUCCUAGAGAAUCAAUUUGCUCCAUUGCCACUCUCUUGAUUCUUGGAUCCCCAUUCCUCCCCAGUUCUCAAAGAAAACUGCCUUUUGCUUCCAGGGUUCUUAGCGCGGAGUUCCAUUCUGAAGUAUUGAAUCUUUUUGCACCGGGAAAUCUGCUGAAGAUUUGAUUUUUCUUCUUUAUUGAUGCAUAUUUAGUAAGUAUUACUCAUAUUAUUGAGCUUGGUUUCUUGAAAUUACAAGAAAGGAUGUGGUUGGAGUUUCUACAAGUGAUUUGAUUCAGAUGUUGCCAAAGAGCUCCAAAAAUGUCUUGGAUUCAAUCAGCAUUUGGGAGCAAAAUCAGCCCUGUUAUUCUUUUCAUCAUAGUAGUGUUAGCUGUUGUCUUCUUCAUUGCUGCUAUUCUCCACCUGCUCAUAAGGUUCCUCCUGAAGCAGAGAUCUGCACAGUCCCAUAAUUACCCAGAAAUGUCCACUUCUGGGGCUUUCCAAAGGCAAUUACAGCAGCUUUUUCAUUUACAUGACUCUGGUCUAGAUCAAGCCUACAUUGAUGCUCUCCCAGUUUUUCUCUACAAGGAUAUUAUGGGCCUAAAGGAGCCUUUUGAUUGUGCUGUUUGUUUAUGUGAAUUCUCAGAGCAGGACAAGUUAAGGUUGCUGCCAUUGUGCAGCCAUGCUUUCCACAUUGACUGUAUAGACACAUGGUUGCUCUCAAACUCAACAUGCCCACUUUGCAGAGGGGUGAUAUUGUCCCCUGGAUUUUCUUUCGAGAACCCAGUUUUUUAUUUUGAAGAUUCAAAAGAAACUGAGGAUGGGAGUUCAGGAAAUGCAGGUUUUGUUGGGGUCCCUCGUGCGUUGAAGCCUAGUGAAGAUGAUAAUGGUUCUAUUAUUAAUGAGAAAAGGGUGUUUUCUGUGAGACUUGGCAAAUUCAGAAGCACAAAUAAUGGUGCAAAUCAAGAAAGUGAAGUUGGAGAGACUAGCAACAGCAAUUUGGAUGCCAGGAGGUGUUAUUCUAUGGGCUCAUUCCAAUAUGUGGUUGCUGAUUCGGACCUUCAAGUUGCCUUGUGCCCCAGUAGUAGAGAUAAAGAACAUGGAGGUGAGGGUAGUGAUGUGAAAGGGAGAGGUGGGCAAAUUGGGAAUUUUACAAUUGAUGGGGUUGCAGCUGAUGCUGAUGCAAAGAAAAUUAACAACGGGGUUAAAGGUGAAAGCUUUUCUGUUUCCAAGAUCUGGCUGUGGUCCAAGAAAGGAACUUGGGAUCCCUAAAAAUGAGUUCUUGGUACAGAUUUCUUGCACUAUUCAUUUCAAUUGUGGGGGUGGAAAAUGAGAAAAGGAUAGCAAAGGGCCUCUGUCAAUGAUGGGAAAAACCCUGAUGUGAAAAGCUGAUCAUCACAUUGAUUAGAGUCAGUGGAGAUGGGGCCAUGGAGUGUUCUCUUAACCUUAUGAUAUGCUGCAAUAAUUCAUGUCCCUUACAACAUUACUAUAUUCUCUGCUCCAACUGUUAAAGCUAUCAAAUGGUCCAAUACAAAAAGAAAAUAAAGUGAAAGCAAGGAGGGAACAAUUUCUUGCUGCAGUAUUUUUCUUUUACUUUUAUCCCUUUCUUACACCCCAUUGAAUAGAUUGUCUGAAUGGGUUUUCUUUUUGCUUUGCCU